This is a messenger RNA of Cutaneotrichosporon oleaginosum, 1715 nucleotides long. Lineage: Eukaryota; Fungi; Basidiomycota; Tremellomycetes; Trichosporonales; Trichosporonaceae. The record is from RefSeq and is a predicted model, not a curated record.
UGUUGUUCAUCGACAUUCCUCACCUCCCCCAUUCAACCGUCACAACGGCCACAGCUAUGGCUCAGACACCCCAGCCUCUCAAACCUUCUCUAGACGAGGUCAAGGCCUUGUUCGCCUCGGCGACCUCCACCCCGACGACUCUCGCCCCUCCCGGCGCCGACGGCUUCCCCCGUGGCUCAGGCAUCGCCGCUUCUUCAACCGACAAGGUCGAGGCGAAGCGUCCCAAUCUUGUGCCGGUGUACAUCGACAUCGCUGCGGACCUGCUCACUCCUGUUGCGGCAUACCUUAAGGUUGCCAACGGGAGCAAGUACUCAUUCCUUCUCGAGAGUAUCACGGGUGGCGAGAGUCUCGCGAGGUAUAGCUUUGUUGGCGCCGACCCAUUCAAGACUGUGCGCACUGGCGAGGGGUUCGAGGUGGCUGGCGACCCUCUUGAGGCGCUGGAAAAGGAGCUGGAACCCUACCGCUACGUCAAGCUCGACUCUGUCCCAACAUUCACUGGCGGCGCGGUCGGAUUCAUCACAUACGAUGCCAUCCAGCACUUUGAGCCCGUAACAAAGCCUGCCAAGCCGCACCACAACCCACUGCCGGGCAUGCCAGAGGCAUUCUUUAUGCUUGCAUCGACGAUUGUCAUCUUUGACCACAUCUUCCAGAGCAUCAAGAUUGUGACGCACGUCUACCUUCCAGAUGGUGAGGACGAGUCCAAGCUACCUUCACUUUACGAGGAGGCCGCCCAGCGUUUGGCGGCCAUCAGGGUCAAGCUUCUCAACCCCGAGACGCCGCUGCCUAAGCAGGACCCUAUCGUGCUGGGCAAUGAAGCUGUGAGCAACGUCGGCAAGGCGGGGUACGAGGGCUUUGUCACCAAGCUCAAGGAGCACAUUGUCGCGGGCGACAUUAUUCAGGCCGUGCCAUCCCAGCGCCUUGCGCGCAAGACUGCUCUCCAUCCCUUCAAUGUUUACCGCCACUUGCGCCGCCUCAACCCCUCGCCGUACAUGUUCUACUUGGACUGCGGGGACGUGCAGCUCGUUGGCGCGUCGCCAGAAACGCUGUGCAAGGUCGAGGGGCGUAAGGUUUACAACCAUGCAAUUGCAGGCACGGUCAAGCGAGGCAAGAAUUCGGUCGAGGACGCCAAGCUCGGCGCGGAGCUGCUUGCAAGCGAGAAGGACCGCGCCGAGCACAUCAUGCUGGUCGACCUGGCGCGCAACGACGUCAACCGCGUAUGCAAGCCUGAGACGGUCAACGUCGACGACCUGAUGCGCCUUGAGAAGUUCUCGCAUGUCAUCCACAUCACUUCGCAGAUCAGCGGACAGCUGCGGGAUGACCAGAGCCGCUUUGACGCAUUCCGCUCUAUCUUCCCGGCAGGCACCGUGAGCGGCGCGCCCAAGGUCAAGGCGAUUCAGCUCGUUGGCGGACUCGAGCGGGAGAGGCGUGGCGUGUAUGCUGGCGCCGUUGGCCGCUUUGACUUUGACCGCAAUGAGCUUGACACGUGUAUUGCCAUCCGCACUAUGACGUUCAAGGACGGCACCGUGUACCUCCAGGCCGGUGGUGGUAUUGUCUUUGACUCGGUGGAGGAGGACGAGUACAUUGAGACGAUCAACAAGCUCAAGAGCAACGUGUCAGCUAUCGAGGCGGCUGAGAAGGAGUACUACGCCAUGCAGCAGGCUGGUGCCCAGUAGAUAUCUGUAGAUUUGCACAUCCAUGCAUUGGGUUGUUUGAGA